GUAUUAAUUUGAAUACCAUAAGCAUUUUAACUUAUUAAAUGUCGUUUAAAUUUUAUUGUAUCUAAAUAUGGAUUUUCAUGGUUGCAAUUGCAAAAAUAUAACAAUUACAGAAGGAAUAUUUGGUGAAAUUUGGGUUGAUAGCGAUGGAGAUCAAAUUUUUACUGAUUCUGUACCAAAAAUUGUGAAAUCGUAUACUAUGGCAAAUACAAAUCAUAUGGAAAUUACUGUUAUUACUUGGGGUGCUACAAUUAUGUCUUUAAAAUGUCCAGAUAAGUAUGGACAUACUGCUGAUGUCGUCCUUGGAUUUGACGAUUUGAAAGGAUACAUGAAUCCUAUAACAAAUCCAUUUAUUGGAUGUAUAUUGGGCAGAUGUGCAAAUCGUAUUAAAAAUGGACAUAUCGCUAUCAGAGGCAAAGAUUAUGAAUUAACAAAAAAUGAUUUCAAUGGAAAGCAUCAUUUACAUGGAGGAGUAAAUGGCUUUGGACGUAAAGUUUGGGAUUCAUACAUUGCUGGAUGUUCAGUUGUCAUGAGUUACUUAAGUCAAGAUGGAGAAGAAGGCUAUCCAGGUGCAGUGUUAACCACUAUAAGAUUUAAAUUAACUGCAGAUAAUAAGCUAGAAAUAUGUAUGCGAGCAACCACUUCUAAACCAACAAUAGUGAACUUAUCGCAUGGUUCUAUGUUUAACUUAGCUGGACAUGAUGCUGGAGAAAAAGAAUUAAAAAAGCAUAAAAUAUUAUUGAACUGUGACCGAUGGACAUUUGCUGAUUAUACUGAUCCGGUUCCAACUGGUGCAAUACGUGGUGUAGGUGGAACAGUUAUGGAUUUUCGAAUACCCAGGAUCUUAGGGGAAUAUAUGGGAAAAGUACCACCUGGAGAAGGGUAUGAUCACAAUCUUUGUAUAACAAAAAAUGGACAAUCUGGAAGUAUAUUUGUAGCAAAAGCUUGGCAUGUAAAAAGUGGACGCGUCCUAGAGGUCUACUCUGAUCAGCGUGGAGUACAAUUUUACACUGGAGGCCGCCUACCGCCUCAGAUUGUUCCAGAAUUCUCGACUAGUUACGAUAUUCUAGGAGAAGAAGACAAUACUGCAGAUGAAAACGAUGAAAGUUAUAAUAGCGAUGCUGAAGAUGGCGAAGAAAUGAAAAUAGAAAAACCAUGGAAAAAGAUAAUAACUAAACCUAAAAAACUUGAAUUUCUUUUAGGAAAACACGGAGCUCACUACAAAAAGUACUGUGCUUUUAGUAUUCAGCCACAAAAUUACCCAUCUGCAAUACAUUAUUCACAUUUUCCAUGUUCCAUACUAUACCCUGGACAAGUCUAUUGUCACGAUUUGACAUACAAGUUUGAAGUACAACUUGCAAACUUUAUGUAA
Hylaeus volcanicus is the source of this 1369-nucleotide messenger RNA. Its product is annotated as galactose mutarotase-like. Bases 68 to 1369 code for a protein of 433 amino acids. Gene Ontology annotation, molecular function: aldose 1-epimerase activity; carbohydrate binding. The record is from RefSeq and is a predicted model, not a curated record. Gene Ontology annotation, biological process: glucose metabolic process; beta-D-galactose catabolic process via UDP-galactose, Leloir pathway. The transcript is spliced from 9 exons. NCBI's taxonomy places the organism in Eukaryota, Metazoa, Arthropoda, Insecta, Hymenoptera, Colletidae.